GCGACACUCUGACACGUUACGCUCUCUCUUCCUCUCGGGAGAUCAAGAACCUGGUGGCGACCAAGAAUGGCGGCGAGCUCGAGCUUGGAUUUGGUGAAGACCAUGGCGGCGUCCGGGUUCCUCCUCCGCUGCCCUGCGGCGCCCAGCGCUGUCCCACUCUGGGGAAGGAGCGGGAGGGGCGGCGGCGGCGGCCUCGCCUUCUCCGCUUCGUCCUCCAAUGGUGCAGCUGUUCCAUCCUCCCUAAGUGACUCAGAGAAGAAGGGCCCUGUGGUGAUGGAAAUUCCACUGGACAAGAUUAGGAGGCCACUGAUGCGGACGCGUGCCAAUGAUCCAGCCAAGGUGCAAGAACUCAUGGACAGUAUCCGUGUCAUUGGCCUCCAAGUACCUAUUGACGUACUGGAGGUUGAUGGAGUCUACUAUGGUUUUUCUGGAUGUCACCGCUAUGAGGCUCACCAGCGCCUAGGUCUCCCGACUAUCCGCUGCAAAGUCCGUCGCGGGACGAAAGAAACACUAAGGCACCAUAUGCGAUGAAAUUGGAAUGGACAUACUACUUCAGUCAGAAAGUGAUAAUCUGUGUACCUUUGUGUUCAUAUGCUAUACUCCUGUAAUUGUAAUCCUCCAUACUUGUAAAUGUUACUCGAACAGACUGGUCCAUUACUGAAUAGUACCUUUUUUAACUGUCUCAGUAAAUGGAAAUUUUAAUCUGCUACUCCCUUGCUUA
Molecule: messenger RNA, 721 nt
Organism: Oryza sativa Japonica Group (Japanese rice)
Lineage: Eukaryota; Viridiplantae; Streptophyta; Magnoliopsida; Poales; Poaceae
Product: sulfiredoxin, chloroplastic/mitochondrial
Biological process (GO): cellular response to oxidative stress
Cellular component (GO): cytoplasm
Molecular function (GO): sulfiredoxin activity
Source: RefSeq, a predicted model, not a curated record